ACUCUGAUGGAGUUGUGAUCAGAAAAAGACAGCGCUAAGAAAAACAACAUCAAAACACUGAACACAAAAAUGUUAAGUUUAUACUUUGCUGAUUGUUAAUUAUAAGAAACCGCACAUUUUAAAAGUAUUAUUUAUUUAUUUAAUUAUUUAUAAAUCGGGUGGUUUAAAUAAUGGCGUUGAUUUUGCCGUCUGAAAUAGCACGACUGGUUUUUGGAUACCUGGAAGAAAAUGAGUGCACGGAAGCGGCUAGUAAGUUUUUCACGACGUCGCCGCACCUGGAGGAGUGCCGGUAUGUCUCUCAGAAGGGUAGGAAGUUUGAUACCAAAGUUAACGACCACACACUGACAGAUAUUGUGGAAAAAUAUUUCCUUGUGAUGAGGUUCGUUAAAGAAAAACUCUCCAAGAUGGAGGACAGUGAUUUUCAGUCAACUGAUCUGAUGGUGAUGGUCAAGCUGCUGUUGGAUGGACCACCUAGAGGUAAGCAGCGAUUUGUCGUGAACAUCAACGUACCUCCGCCUCAGACUGGUGGCUCGCCGAUCCUGGCUGGCAGCUCGAGGAAGCGACGUCUCCACAGCCAUCAGCACGCUGACAGACCCAAACGUCCGUUCAGGUUGGAUCCUGAUAAGGAGAAAAGCGAAGGUAGUGUUUCGAAUCAGCAAGUUAAUACCGAUGCUACGCAGCUCAACCAGCUGCCAGGUCACUCGGAACCUGGUCAGGAGCCUGGGUUGAUCAAGAGUCUGACUGAUAUUCAGUCCUUGUCUACUGAGAUUAAGAUCAAAGAAACUAUUGUGGAGGUUCAUAAAGAGAGUAAGCUUCAGCCGAUGAAAAAUUCCACUGCUACUGAUACGAAGGAGCUCAUGUGUUAUGCUACUGCUGAAGUUCAGACCCAGGAUGAUCACGUUGAAUCGGAUACUGAGUUGGCAUCCGAUAUGCCUAUUGAAAAUCUUAGCCUCCUGACGAGAGAAAUGUUGAGCCGUACAGAAAUUCAAGAAAAAAUAGCCGAACAAAUCAAUAAAGCAGGCUUACCAAAUUUGUCAUCUGUAAUUAAAGAAACAAGUUUCUGUGACAAUCCCGAGGUAAAUACUUCAAUAAUGUCCGAGUUAAAUAACGCGAUUAAAUCAGUCGUCACAACAACAGAGAAAGAUCCUGUUUUCGAAGACUUUCUCAACGAAAUAAUCGGUACUACCGACGAGUCUCCAGAUGGAAGUCCUUAUGAUUCAAAUCCUACUGAAAGGUUCAAUCCAGAAGUGAAAACAGAACCACCAAAUACAGUAGAAGAAACUGACAUCAAAGAAGGAAUUUUCAAUUUGAACGAGCCAACGCAUGACCUUCUUUUUGACGAUUUGAACGCCGCGGCGAUCCAAGGAAUAAUUAACGUAAACAAAAUAACCCGCGAAACUGGUGACUUGACCGAGGCAAUGAAGAAAGAAGAAAAUCCUACAAGUACUGCUGUUACAUUGGGAAAUGAGACUGAAAUUCCUUCGGUUUCACCAGCCACUGUAUUAUCCAUCGACAUUCCCAAUCUUCCGGUCAAUGUUAAUCCUGUCAAUCUCAAUCUUGUCAAUGUUAAUCCAGUGAAUUUUAAUCCUCCUGUACUCCCUACAGUUUCAUCUUCAAUUCUAACAACAGUUCCUAAAACAAUUCAAAAAGUGUCUAAAGCAACAAUACGAAAAGGAAAACCCAGAAAAGCACCUCGACCGGAGUCAGCGAAAAUAAAACCCAAGAUAGUCAGCAAUGAAGAAGUUGUGACUACUCUUGUUUUCUGUCAGCAAGACCAAGAAAACGAAGAAGCACAUUCGAUACGAAUGACUUCUGGUAACAACCAAUGCCUUGCUAUAAUGCCAAAACUUCCUGGUGAAACACUUUUCUUACGCACCGUACAAGUUCCCAAGAAGAUUCCAGCUCCACCUGCUCCUCCAGAUCCUCCUGCUCUUCCUCCUCCUCCUCCACCACCUCCACCUUCACCUCCGCUAGAUCUUCCUCAAUUCAAACGCAUAGCGCCGAAAAUUUCCAGUCUGCCAAAUUUGCUCGUUGAACCUGUCGAAAAAAAAAAAAACGACCAAGAAGACGAAGCAAUAACACUUUACAGAAAUAACUUAGAAAGCUUCCCGGUUGGCACAGAAAUACCAAUAUUGACUGCCGAUGAUUCAAUAUCUUGUUCUGGAACCGGAUUAUCGCCAUUCUUGAAACUUAACAAACGAAAACGUUCACCAGCAGCACCUGGACCACCAGCACCACCACCAGUGCCACCCGUUGAAGCGCUUCCAACAGUAGAUCUUACAGGAGACACUAGUUUUGUCUUGGAAAAAGAAGAAUCAAUCAUCAAGCGGACGCCCAAGUCGUUGCUGAAGAGUCGCGCCAAGAACCAUCGACUCAGCUUGUCAACUCCUCGCCGGCGCAGCAGUCACGUUCGUGCUCUAGAUUUCAAUACACCAACUGGUUUGAGUUCAAGUCGUCGUUAUUCAGUCACCAGUACUCGAGCAUCUCCAUCGCGGCCGCUAAAUAAAUCAAUUCCUCGCUCGAGUUUGUUCAGCACUCCAAUUAAGAGUCCCAGGAAAAAGGCGCCUGUGAAAACACCUGUGAGGAGUUUGAAACCUUUGGAGACGCCAAUUGCUACCAGAAGCCCAGCUCCGACGCUCCAAGGCAAUUGGAACAAGGUGUCUGGUGUUGAUACUAUAAUUGGGUGUGAUUCGCAGUCAGAUAGUGGUUCGCCUCCAAAGAAACGUCCAAAGUCCUGGGACGCUGAUUUGAGAGAAGGACUUGUUAUUCCUGAAGAAAGUCCGAAUAAACCGCGAAGAAAUUCUAAUAAACUUUUGAAAAAUGACAAAGAAGAAGUGAAUAAUGAUCCUGUUACUCCAACGAUCAAGUCGGAAGUUGAAGUUGAGAGUAAAGAGGCUAAAUCCAGUGAGAAAGUUGCUCAAUCAACAAUUGUCACUGCUAAAGGAGUUACCAAGAAGUAUGCGAAGCUAAAAACUAUUACUUCUAAAAUAUCAGGGUCGAGUGAUCUAAGUUCUAACUUUGAAACAAGUACAACUGAAAAAGUUAUCAAAGACCUGGAAACUCCUAGAAAAUCGGAAGAUAUUGGAGUACCACCUACUCCACGAAUACUCAGUCCUUCGAGUAAUCAAUGUUCUUUUGUGAGAAUUAAUUCCAAUGAAACUAAAGUUACCGGGUUCGUGACUACUCCCGAGUUCCCGGUGACGCCUUGCAUUAAUUUUACUCCAAAACAUGGUGAUAAUACGGUGGAUUCUUUGAAGAAAGAUUUCGCGCUGUAUUAUCAUCCUGGUGUCUAUGGAAAGCCGGUAAAUAAUGUUGAUGUUAAGGAAAGUAAUUCAAAUGCUAAUGCAGCAGCAUCGACUUCAGCUUCUACUUCAGCGAGUACAGAGACAGUGGCAAACACUUUGGGCGCGAAAUUGGAAAUCACGCAGUUUGAAGUUAUCAAGGAAAAUUUACCUAAGGAGGAAACUUGCAAGGAACUGAGGAUUUCUAAUGCUGAAGGGCUGAAUAAGAGCCAGGAGUCGGAAAAAAGCUUGGAGAAUAGCAGGAGUGAUGAUUCUGACUCUGAUAGUGAUAGUUCGUCGUCUAGUUCCAGUUCGUCAUCUUCUUAUUGCAGUGAUGAUCAGUCGAAAUCUAGGUCCAGGUUGUCAGUAAGCAAGACAAGUAAUGUUUUGAAGAAAAGUGAUAAUUUGGGACUUGAUUUAAGUGAUUCGAUGAUUAAAACUGAUGAUAAAAGCUUAAAAGAUGAUAAUAAACAGGAAAAUUGUGAGGAUAAGGUAAGUCAACAAGAUGGAGGAUUGGUUCUUGAAAGUAGUGGGGAACAAGAAGGCGGAUUGGUUGAAAAGGGUGGCGAGACUGAUGGUGGGAAAAUUCAAAUUGAAAAAGAAGAAGAAGUUUGUGGAACAAUUCAGAGUGAAAAAUCGGUGGAAGAUUUAUCUGUUGAGAAAGAGAAAGUUGUUGAAGAAGCAGAAGAAAUUAGUGAUGAAGAUCAAGUUGAAGAAGGUGAAAUAAUCGAAGCGUCACCGAAGAAAAUGUUUCCAAUAGUAAAAUCAGACAAAGCGUUAGCAGAAGCAGAUAUUGAAACUCCGGCGAAAAAUGAUGACUUACUUGACGAAGCUGACAUAUCUGAAACUCCUAGUGGAUCUAAAAACGGUACUGAAACAACAACGACCAAUUUGACGACUAAAAUUAGUAAGAUUAUUAACACGAACUCUCAAUGGCCGCAGGAAGACAAAGUUAUGAAGUCUACGUUGAUUGAGUCGAAAAACAACAAUGAUGUACUACCGGGUCCUAGUCAACCGGAGAAUUCCGAGGUGAACCAUGAAAUACUUAGAAGAGAGUUGGAUGAGAAGAGGUUGAGGAUUAUGGAUAGACUUAAGAAGAAUAUUACUGUCAAACCGAUGUAUGGAGGUAGCAAAGGAAAGAAUAAGAAUGACAAAGCCAAACCGCGGAACAAUGUUGUUGUCAAUAGUAAAGCUCAGGAGAGUAAUGAAGUAAAAGAAAGUGUUUGUGAAAAUCAUGAAGCGAAAGAUAAAGACCAUGGAAAUCUUGAAGUGAAAGAUAGAACGCAUGGAAAUCUUGAAAUGAACGAUAGAAUUCAUGAAAAUCUUGAAGUAAGAGAUAGAGGUUAUGGAAAUCUUGAAUUGAGAGAUAGAGGUUACGGAAAUCUUGAAGUAAGAGAUAGAGGUUAUGGAAAUCUUGAAGCGAAAGAUAGAGGUUAUGGAAAUCUUGAAGUGAGAGAUAGAACUUAUGGAAGUCUUGAAGUGAGAGAUAGAGGUUAUGGAAAUAAUUAUGAUCCGAGGUAUAGAAUUCAUGGAAAUCAUUAUGAAGGAAAUGAUAGAAACUAUAGAGGCAAUGAUCCGAGGGAUAGAAUUUACGGAAAUAAUUACGAAGGAAAUAAGAGAGAUUAUAGAAGCAAUGACCCGAGGGAUAGGACUUAUGGAGAUCAUUACGAAGGAAAUGAGAGAGGUUAUAGAAACAAUGACCCGAGGGAUAAAAGUAAUGAAACAAGAGGUCGCCACAGAAGUAAUGAUAGAAGGGGUAGAAGCCGUGGAAGUAAUGAAAGAAGGAGUAAAAGCCAUGGAAGUGAUGAAGGAAAGGGUAGAAGUCAUGGAAGUAAUGAAGACAGAGGAAGAAAUCAUAGAAGUAAUGAAGAUAGAGUUAAAAGUCAUGAAAGUAAUGAGGAUAAAGGUAGAAGUCAUGAAGACAAAGGAAAAAAUUAUAGAAGUACUGAUGAUAAAGGUAGAAGUCGUGGAAAUAAUGAAGGGAAAGAUAGGAGAGACGACAAGGCUAGGAAUCAGCGAACUGACUAUGACAAAGAUAAAAAGGAUGACAAGAUUAGAAACGAAAGGCUUAACCAUGAAAUACAGCCUACAAGAGAGGAUAAAGUUAAGAACAAAAUUAAUGCUGAUACUGGUGGACUUGAAAAAGAAGACAAGACUAAAAUUAAUACAGUAACUAGUGAAGUUCAGAACAGCAAAAAUGAUAAGGUCAGAAGUCAGGUUGCUGAUGACAAGAAAGAUGUCAAAGAAGAAAAGAGCGAACAAGUUAAAAACAAGGUGAAGGGCCAAGGGACAGAGGAAGCUAAGAAAGAAGAAAUAGAUAAGAACAAUGAUGGUCGAAGAGAAGUAAAACUUCCAGUUAUUCCAGUGACGAGAAAAUCAGCGCGGUAUGCAGCACGUGCUGCUAAAAAUGAAGCAGAAAAGAUCAAGCGUGAUAGCAGCAAGGAUAAAGACAAGAAGAAAUCAGUUGAAGAUAAUCGGAAAAGUAAAAUUGAGGUGGAAAAAACUAAUUUACCAAGUGGUAAAAUUCUUGAUAGUAUCUUGACGGGAAAAUUAUUGUUGAAAGAAGUUGUUGAUAGAGCUAAACUUGAUCAAGCUAAGAGUAAUGAGGUUAGCAAGAAAGAUGACAAGGCUAAUAUGGACAAAAAGAUGAAGGUUGAUGCGGUGAAACGUGAUUUGUUCAGUGGAGACGAGAUGAGUGAUGUUGAAACCAAAAAGGUUACAUCUAGUCAAGUUGAAGAUCUGAUGAUGCAGUUGCAUAAAAGCAAUACUCCAGAAGUUCCUGAAACUGAAGAAGUGUCGGAUAAAAACAUGGUGCUGGAGUCACUAAAUCUGCAACCGACAUCUAAAAGUUCCAGUGAAUCUGAGGCUGACUUAUCGAUGAAUUAUUGCGAGAUAAAAUUCGUGCACGAUGAUAACGUCAACUCGAAAAAGCGCUACCGUAAGACAACGCUUGACGUCGUUCCGAUCACUAUUCCGACGGAAGAUGGCGGCACCAUGACAGUGAUUCUGACGUUGACUUCACAUGAAGAAUUGUUCAACUUGCAGCCAGCCAGGGUGAAGAAAAUUACCAAGAAAGACCCGCCGAAGCCAGCUCCAGAGCCUGUCAGGUAUAGAAGGAAGGUUCAGCUGAAAGACAGCAAGCCUAUGGUUACUUCUAUUGACUCACUGCCACUAGCGACCUCUUCUCCGCUAACUAUGGAACUACCUGGAACAUCGAAAGUCGUCAAACCCGAGCUUACUAAAUCUACUAGCACAAAUCAAGUACAAAAAAAGAAGGAUCAAGGAGACAAAAUCAACAAUGAGGCUAAGGGUAAAAAUUCGGUAGGUAUUCCUAAUCUAUCUCCCAUUUGGUAGACUUCUAUGGGUCAGAUUCCGAACUAAUGAAAUAAUUAGAACAUGUAUAUAUAAUUUUAAA
Cotesia glomerata is the source of this 6696-nucleotide messenger RNA. Its product is annotated as titin homolog. The record is from RefSeq and is a predicted model, not a curated record. Lineage: Eukaryota; Metazoa; Arthropoda; Insecta; Hymenoptera; Braconidae. Bases 171 to 6635 code for a protein of 2154 amino acids. The transcript is spliced from 6 exons.